AUGAAAGGCUCAAAGGAAUCUCCCUGUCACACCUGCCGUCGUCAACGGCUCCGUUGCGAUGCCACGAAACCCACUUGUAACAAAUGCGCCACCCGCGGAGUCGAGUGCCUGGGCUAUGGAGCGCAGCCUAUUCUCUGGGUUCUACCGCAGACACACACGCCGGCAGCAUCGGGAGGCAAAGGUCCAGCAUGUUAUGCUACGCCAAAUGAUCGUGGCGAUGGCAGCAGUAGCAGCAGCAGCUCGACCAAAGACCUACCCUUUACGGUGGCCACGGCCAAGAGGCGAGGUCGUCCCCGGCUGGUGCUGAUGACCCAAGAAGCGAAGGCAAAGCCCGCAGAUAUGCGAAUUCAGCAGAAAAAACACAUACGAAAGGGGAACGCGUCUGGCGGGAAGAUAUGGCUACCCAGAAGCCCGAAUCUGAACCCCCCGGGGUACGAGGCAGAUCGCCUAGCCAUCCAUUGCAUUAACUACUUCCUCAUCGACAACCCUCACAACCCACACCGUCUACCCGUCGAAUACUGGGCCUAUUUCCCUGAGAUGAUCAUGGACAUGAUUAUCAGCGCAGCCUUGACCACGCAGGUCAUCCGGUCCAAGGCGGGUUCGGGCUUACUGACUUACAGAGCCAAAAUUAAUGACGACAAGAAUCUCAAACGCCAUCACCUAGGCGCUGUGGAUCAUCCGUCCAUGCCCAGUAUCUACAAGCACCAGCGGAGCACGCUCAAGUCUCUCAAUGCGGAACUGAUGAGCCCGCAAGCAAAGGAUAAUGAUAUGGUACUGACUCUCAUUGUCACUCUGAUGAGAUGCGAGAUCCAACAGUCGGCGUUUGGGGCUUGGCCUGCUCACUUGGAGGCCGCACGUACGAUCGUCGCUCACCGAGGCGGAUUUACCGCGCUUGCAGAGUCGAAGAGGGGAAAUUUAGACUUCAUUCUGUCCGAGUUUAUGCUGGUCGAUGUAAUGAGCACCACCAUGACUCCAACGACCUUGUUGGAAGCCAAGACUGUCAAGCAGCUGGAGUACAUUCCUCAAUUGCCAAUCUUGUACCGAGAUGGCUUGGAGUCUGGCUUCCCCUGCCCUAACGAUCUAGUCGAGUGUCUUAUCCGGAUCAACUACGCGCGGUUCCUUAGCUCUGUUUCGUUUGCUGAUUCUAGCCACAUCCACGGCCUUGCGGAGGAAUUGAUCUAUAAGCAAUACCGGGACAACACCCAGCGGCCGACGGUCUCGUCCCAAUCGCAAUUUUCAUCAGACAGCGAGACAACGAUAAUCGGCGGGGAUGGUCCCCCUGCGGGCAUUGCCGAUGCUACCCCGACGUUGUCAUUAAUUACGUCUUCGUCAGCCAUGUCGUCCAGCUUUGCGGGAGACCUCAGAGGAAGAUGGGAGGAUCUCGCCAAGGCAUUCCAAGCAGCCGUGCUUCUCUACUGCCUGCAGACUCUGUUCCCAUUCCCCGAGAUGCAGCUCAGGAUUCCCCGUAUAAUGGUCGCACUCGGCACGAAACACGAAUCCAGUUCUGUCAUCAUCAACGCCGCAACUCUGCGGAAUCACAUGCUCAAGAUGCUCCUCGGUGCGAUCCACCGACUGUGGGACAUUGAGCCCAAGGAUCCAGCCUCCUGGUGCGGCAAGUUCCUCAUGUGGCCGAUGUUUGUGGCGGGCAUGGAGCUCGACUCCUAUCCCGAGCUGCCCGAGGAACGGCCAUUCCUGUGCAGUUCUCUAAGCAAGUUGUGCGAUCAUCUCGGGGACCUGAGCUCACUAGACGCGGUGGCUAUGUUGGAGGCGACGUAUUCUCGGAGUAAGAGGGCAGCCGCUAUGGGACACAUAGAAUACGGGUCGUGGGUUGAUCAGAUGAUCUGGACAGAGGCGAAGGGGUUAUUCUUCUUAUGA
Molecule: messenger RNA, 1875 nt
Organism: Penicillium daleae
Lineage: Eukaryota; Fungi; Ascomycota; Eurotiomycetes; Eurotiales; Aspergillaceae
Product: Zn(II)2Cys6 transcription factor
Exons: 5
Coding region: 1-1875 (624 amino acids)
Biological process (GO): regulation of DNA-templated transcription
Molecular function (GO): DNA-binding transcription factor activity, RNA polymerase II-specific; zinc ion binding
Source: RefSeq, a predicted model, not a curated record